AUGAUCUCGAGACUGCGUCCUGCUCUGGGGCGCUUGCCCCUGAGGGCAUUGAGUCUCCGUAUCUCACAACGCAAUCUUCAUAUUGAUGGGCGAAGCCGUGUGUCCAAUUUCUGGAUCCCAACAGGAGGAAUCUCAAAAAAGCCAAUUGAUGGGGAAAUUGAGGACGUCAAUGAUUUGCUAGUACGAGGUGGCUUUCUUCGCCAGGCUUACUCGGGUGUAUUUCAUUUACUUCCACUUGGGCUACGCGUUCAGGACAAGCUAGAACGUCUCAUUGACAAGCACAUGCGCUCGCUAGGUGCCUCCAAAGUAUCCUUGUCUUCGCUAUCAUCGCAAGAACUUUGGGAACAGUCAGGUAGACUAAGUGGAGGCUCCGAAUUAUUCCGCUUUAAAGACAGAAAGGAGACACCAUUCCUCCUGGCUCCGACACAUGAGGAGGAGAUCACCACUCUGGUGGGAAGUCUGACCACUUCGUACAAGAGUUUGCCUUUGCGGGUGUAUCAAAUCUGUGAGCCCUUCGUGCGAUCUCACCUGCUACAGUGGCUAACAUGCUUUCAAGCACGCAAGUACAGAGAUGAGGCCCGGCCAAGGCAAGGCUUACUUCGUGGACGAGAGUUCAUUAUGAAAGACCUCUAUACAUUCGACUACAAUGUUCAUGAGGCACUCAAGACAUACGAUGCGGUUAAAGUAGCCUACAGGGGGCUGUUUGAUGAGUUGAAAAUUCCAUAUCUCGUCGCUGCAGCAGAUUCGGGAAAUAUGGGCGGCUCAUUGAGUCACGAAUAUCACUUCAUCAGUCCCAAGGGCGAGGACAAUGUGGUCAACUGCUCACACUGCGAACAUGUUUAUAACGAAGAAUUGGCUGACGGAAUGACGCACAACUUUGACGAAAGUAUAUCAUCUCCGACACCCGGCUUCAACACUGACCAUGCGACUGUCGAAGGGGGACCCACGAUUUCAACCGGUAUGUGGAUGGCCGUCUCGCACGACGGGAACACCAUUGUGCGGGGCUGGUAUCCCAAGUUCUCCAUGCAUAGUGGUGCCUCGGAGCCUGUGGAACGACACGUUAACUCACAUGCGGUCAAGGCCAUUGCCGCUGCGGCUGGCGUUGACCUCGAUCUGAGUGUGGAAAAUCCGCUCGACCGAUGGACUAAACAUGUCAUGGCCAAUCGAUCUUCGGGGCAGCGACCUCGAGUAUUAGACCUGUACGAUUCUCAGGUUCGGGUAUACCAACGCCCACCACUUAGUGAUAUCCUCCAAAAGGUCAACUGCGCGGCCUCGGACAUCGACUAUUCUAAACUGGAUCGGUUCCCUGGAACCUCAAAUCACCUCAGUCUUGUUCGCGUCCACGAUGGUGAUCAGUGCUCCCAGUGCGCGCAUGGGUCAUUAACGAGUCACCCUGCGGUCGAACUAGGACAUACCUUCUACCUUGGAACGCGCUACAGCGAGGUGCUCGACGCCUCGGUCUCGGUCAAUUCCGCGCUUCUGGGGGGACCGUCCGACCCUAAAAUCAAACCAUCCACCAAGGAACAAAUUGUCCCCAUGCAGAUGGGCUGUCACGGUAUUGGCGUUUCGCGGAUGAUCUCUGCAGUGGCGAACCGACUCGCUGAUUCUAGGGGGCUCAACUGGCCACGGGCCAUGGCACCUUACGAAGUUGUGGUCGUUCCCGGAAAGGGGCUAGAGACUGUGGCUGAUCAGGUUUACGACAAUCUCACUGAUGCCGUUGAUGUGAUCCUUGAUGAUCGGGACAAGGGCAUGGGCUGGAAAUUGGGCGAUGCAGACAUGAUUGGAUACCCGGUCAUCGUGGUUGCUGGCCACGGAUGGAAGAAGAAUCAGACCUUGGAGGUGCAAUGUCGCCGACUUGGCUUCAAGGAAGAGGUCCCCUUGGAGGAACUGCGCACGGCUGUUCAGUCGUUGUUGGCGCAACUGUAA
Penicillium olsonii is the source of this 1926-nucleotide messenger RNA. The record is from the annotation of a GenBank genome assembly. NCBI's taxonomy places the organism in Eukaryota, Fungi, Ascomycota, Eurotiomycetes, Eurotiales, Aspergillaceae.